Molecule: messenger RNA, 2820 nt
Organism: Cucurbitaria berberidis CBS 394.84
Lineage: Eukaryota; Fungi; Ascomycota; Dothideomycetes; Pleosporales; Cucurbitariaceae
Product: chloride channel-like protein 3
Exons: 2
Coding region: 142-2562 (806 amino acids)
Biological process (GO): transmembrane transport; chloride transport
Cellular component (GO): membrane; early endosome; Golgi apparatus
Molecular function (GO): voltage-gated chloride channel activity
Source: RefSeq, a predicted model, not a curated record
CGGAGAUGUUCACCUACGCCACUGGACAAACCACAGUUUGAUUUCCAUAUCUAGACCGCAGAGUAACAACACCAUGGCCAGCUUUCAGCGUGAUUGCGCUCCUCUACACCGAGGAUAUUCUCCACCUUGCAGGCCACCAGGAUGACAGACCUCGAAGCAAAUAAUGAAAAUACACCGCUUCUCCAUCAAAGCCGCUUAGCGCAGCUUCAGCAUGACCAGGAUGAAGAAGCACAGUCUGCCCUCUCGUCUGCAGUAACGAAAGAUGAACAGCAACUAGCUGGAAGCACGGUUGGAGAACGUUUGCCAUACAACGACUACACUACGAUUGACUGGUUGCAUGAUUUGGUCAAGGACUCAUACCGCUUCCGCUACAUCCAAUCCCGACGGGGUUUACGCUAUACACUUCUCUCCCUUUUCGACGCCUGUUCAGGAUGGAUCGCCGUUGUGUUGAUCGGUGCACUCACCGCGUGCGUCGCUUUCGUGGUCGAUGUCGCUGUCGCAACGGUGUCAGACUGGAAACUGGGGUACUGCGCCAGCAAUCCAUUCAAGAACCGCGAAGCUUGUUGUGCGCACGAGAAUUCGCCGCUACUUUUGGUAAUUAGCCAGGAGCCAAGAUUAGGGGAGUGUGAAGCGUGGCACGCAUGGACGGACAGCUAUUAUGCCAGCUUCGCAGUCUACGUGGGGAUGGCACUGGUCUUUGGUGUGAUUGGUUCAAGCGCGACUAUGUUGACCAAGAGCUCGCUGCCUUCUGUAUCAACAGGCGAACAGCAAUCGUCAACAACAAUCAAGCCCAAUGGUGCUGACAUGUCAGAUGGCAGGUCUAGCCCAGCAACCGAUGUCUCAGGAGGAAAAGUCAUGUACAUGGCUGCAGGCUCGGGCAUCCCCGAGAUCAAGACGAUCCUAUCUGGCUUCAAUAUCCCGUCAUUUCUCUCUUUCCCCGUUCUGGCCGUCAAAGCAUUCGGCGCCAUCUUUGCCGUAUCGACUGGCAUGUGUCUCGGCAAGGAAGGACCCUUCGUCCACAUCUCAACAUGCGUAGGCUACCUCGUCGGCAUGCUAUUCCCAAAGUACCGCGACAACGGCCGCAAGAUGCGCGAACUGCUCAGCGCAGCAUGCUCCAGCGGCCUAAGCGUAGCCUUCGGUGCCCCAAUUGGCGGCGUCCUCUUCAGCUACGAAGAAAUCAGCACGUACUUUCCGCGAAAAGUGCUCUGGCGAGCUUUCCUAUGCAGUCUGACUGCCGCAAUGGUACUCAAAGAACUAAACCCGACCGGAACAGGCAAGUUAGUGCUCUUCGAAACGAGCUAUGGCACAGACUACAAACCAGUACACUACCUUGUCUUUGUGCUCUUGGGCGUCGCGGGAGGAAUCUUCGGCGGCCUGUUCUGCAAGCUGAAUUUCCUGUGGUCGAAAUGGUUCAGGAGCUUUGCACUUAUCAAGAAGAAUCCCGUCUUGGAAGUUUUCCUCGUCGUCCUUGCUACUGCACUCCUCCAAUUCCCCAACCCAUUGACGCGAGAACCAGGCGACGUUGUUAUCAAGAACCUCCUCGUAGACUGCAACGACAAGGGCACGUCGCAGCACUCUUUGGUGUGCAAGAACGAGCUGUCUGACGAGACGAGUUGGCUAUACGUCGGCUACCUCAUAUACGGUACGUUGGCCAAGUUGGUUCUUACGACUGUUACCUUUGGUAUCAAAGUCCCAUCUGGGGUUAUUAUACCGGCGUUAGACGCAGGCGCCUUUUUCGGCCGCCUGGUUGGCCAACUCAUCCCAUCGAUUAGCCCCGGCAUAUUUGCCAUGGUCGGCGCAGCUGCUUUCCUCGCCGGCGUGUCGCGCAUGACGAUAUCCCUUGCGGUCAUCAUGUUCGAACUCACCGGGCAGUUAGCAUACGUGGUUCCGCACAUGUUAGCCAUCCUAGUGGCAAAAUGGGUCGCCGAUGCCAUCUCGGAGGAAGGUGUGUACGACCUUGCGCAGACCGUCUUGGGCCAUCCCUUUCUCGAUCCCGAUGUUGCCAUUCAGAUUGUUAGGAAGAGGAAGAUGUGCACCGAAGUGCUCAUUCCGCCAAAGAGGACAAUGGAUGAAAUCACCGUCCUUGUUCCCCUUACAAACAAAGUCGCAUACACGCUGCUGAAGGAGAAGUUGGCCAAGUUGAAGGAAAGGGGCCUGAUGGACGCUGGUCUCGUCCUCGUUCAAUGCCAUGGAGCGUCCAAUGUCCCCAUACUGCAAGGCUAUAUAUCCCAGUCAGAGCUCGAGUUUGGGCUUACGAGACUUGUUCCAGCUGCAAUACCAGGACAGGCGGACUUUCAGAUCAGGCUCUUAGGACACGAAGUAGAUGAUCUGCCAUCGCCAGACACUCUUGAGGUCGACCUCACGCCUUUUGUUGAUCGGACGCCGCUGAGUCUAUGUGCGAAAGCGCCGCUGGAGUACGCGGUUGAAAUGUUUUCGAAGCUGGGGUUAAGGUAUCUGUGUGUGACGGAAGAAGGAACCGGAAGGUUGGUAGGCGUCAUUAUCAAGAAGAGACUAGUUGGGUACCUCGAGCAACUUAGGGAACAUGGUGCAACAGACGAAUGAUAGCUAGCCAGGUGGAAGUAUUAGUAACACAGAUAUUCAUCACAACCAUCAGCAUGCAAGCAUUGUGGUGAACAAUCAUGGAUUAUAGAACUUAUCGCUAACAAGAGUUUCGCUUCCUCUACGCUUCGAGAUGGCUAUGCUGCAAUUGACAACGCACAGAAGCAGACGCAACAAAUCGCUUCUACCUCCAGUACGUCCCAUCAAAUACAAUCAUGUCUCUCCAAAGCACGAAUUGUAAUGUUGACAUUGUCCGCCGUG